Messenger RNA from Perca flavescens (yellow perch), 1915 nucleotides. RefSeq lists its product as uncharacterized. The record is from RefSeq and is a predicted model, not a curated record. Bases 124 to 1179 code for a protein of 351 amino acids. The transcript is spliced from 8 exons. Lineage: Eukaryota; Metazoa; Chordata; Actinopteri; Perciformes; Percidae.
AGCUUUCUGACUCACCCAUACAAACCCUUCAUCUCUAACAAAGCUGAACCUUAGUUUCUCUGGUGACUCAGUUCCCAUAGUGACCCUAGUGCCUCUACGACCAGCUGUGUGAGCCUUUCCAGCAUGCAGUACUUCGGAGGGAAACUGUCGGCCGCCCAGCUGCAGGUGGCGGGCUGGGUCGGCAGCGUGCGACGUUCCUUGCAAGGGGCUCUGGAGCUGGUGUGGGGCACCGCAGAAGAGAAGCAGCAGGAGGAGGAAGAGGAGGAUAAAGAGGAGGACGAAAAAGGUGAAGACGGAACAGGAAGGUUUCAGAGAGCUAUGUCACCGCUUCGUAGCUUCGCCAGACGUAGCAGGAGAUCCCUGCGCCGCUUCUCCGUCAGAAGUCGGCAGACUCUGCAGAGGAGAGCCACUGCAACCUGCUCUGCACCAGUUAACAGCACAAACGAUGAAGACACUGAUGUAUUGAUAGACUAUGAGCCAGACCAGCAGAAUGAGGCUUGUGAACAGACAUCUGAAAUUGACAGCCCAAAGCCCGUCCCUGACCAGGUUCCUGAAGUCCCCUCUGAAGAAGUUGAUACCAUUGAUUUUUACAGAGAGCCUGAGCUGGCUCCAUUUCCGGAGAGCUCCACUCCUCUCCUCGACACCAGCGUGCAGAAAUCCAAGGCAGAUCUGGGUAGGAGGCGAACUCGAACGCGUCAAUCACGCUCGCUCCGUGGAGGUUUGGCUCCAAAAGAAAGCCCAGACUGGAGGACCUGUGACUCCACAGAUGAAAAAGAGGCAUCUUCUAAGCAAAGGGAGUCGGACUCUGACGACGAGCAGCCUAGACCGAAGAUGGUCUGCUCUCCUCCUCCCACCUCUCAGAGAGUCCCCAUGUUCCCUGGAUUGAGCCCUGCAGCCUUGAUUGCUCAGUUAAAAAAGAGAACAGGUGGAGGUGAAACCAGAGGAAGAGAGGAAAUGGAAGAAGACAAGGGAAGAGAAGAGAAGGAAAGUCAAAAUGAGGAAGCGGCACCAUCUCCCUCACAACAGUCCCGCUCUAUUCGCUAUGCCGCUCAUCUGGCAGGGGCUGCACGAGUGCUGCCACCCUUAGGCGGCACGGACGCAGGUGCCGUCUCCUCUCCCGCUUGGCUGAAAGAACUGAAGUCUAAGAAGCGCCUGAGUCAGUAUGACAGCGAGGCUUAGCCAGACGCAGGAGAUACAGUGCCAUUGCUGUUCAGCAAGAAUCAAUCCAUCUCAGCUGCUGCUGCUGACUGCAGACACCUUGCCACAAUUGCUCCAUUUUUCACUUUGAGUGCCUUGUUUUGGACUUUUAAUGAUAUAUUCAGGGGGGGUUAUUCAUGGCUUUUGCUGAACGUAGAGGCCAUCAGGAACUUUUCUAGUUUGUAAAUGAAAUAUGGUGCCAAGGCUAUGUGCCAAGACUGUGAUGUGUUAAUGCCAAGUACAUGUUUUUCUACUGCUGUACAGAGGCUCAGUUGAGGGGAAAUACCCCCAAUGUAAUUUAGAGCAAAGCCAUGGACUGUCUUAUUGUUUGAAUGUGUUAGUCCAUCAUAUACUGACAGGGACUGAUGACACUAGGCCUUCACACAUACACUCAAACACAUAUGUACAGAAAAUAUUGAAUAUAAAUAAUGGAUUGCAUCUUGUGUGUAUUUGUAGUUUAAAUUGUACAAAAUGCCUUUUACAUUAUCUUUCCAAUCACAGAUUCUCUCAAGUAAACCUAUAAGCACUUUAAGAAAAAUUAUAACAAAUUACCAUCCAUACAGUACAUGUAUGCAAUAGAAUAGUCAAGUACCUAUAACUUAGUAACAUGGUCAAGGGAAUUUUUCUGUUUGUUACACUAUAAAUGUCUGUCUUCUCUUUCCAGUUCCACAAAACGUAAAGAUGCACUUCCUGGUUUUUAUUAAAAUGCCCAGCAACA